AACCCUUGCUUUCCAUACGGCAUCAGCAGCGCAGCUCUUCUAGGGUUUUGGUGUCAUCUCAGCAUAGCCGCCGCCGGAGCAAGAUCCAACAAUGGUUGCCGCCAAGAAGACCAAGAAGACUCAUGAGAGUAUCAACAAUAGGUUGGCUCUGGUGAUGAAGAGUGGCAAGUACACUCUUGGUUACAAGACCGUGCUCAAAUCGCUUCGCAGCUCCAAAGGUAAGUUGAUUCUCAUCUCCAACAAUUGCCCGCCGUUGAGAAAAUCUGAGAUUGAGUACUAUGCCAUGCUCGCAAAAGUUGGGGUUCACCACUACAACGGAAACAACGUUGAUUUGGGGACUGCUUGCGGCAAGUACUUCCGCGUGUCAUGCCUCAGCAUUGUCGAUCCAGGCGAUUCAGACAUCAUUAAGUCAUUGCCCGCCGACCACUGAGAGGAGACAGAUAGCUUUGCUCCAUUACUACCCUUAAUUUUCUUUAGAUUUCAUUUUAUUUUUGAGAUUUGAACUGGAAUUACUGUUUGGCAUAUGCCAUCGAAUGAGCAAUUUUGAUGGGGAAGCAGUUUGAACUCUAGUUGUGUUAAUUUACAGAAUACUGGUGGCUCUUCUAUUUAUUACUACUAUAUAGUAUUAUUACAUGUCAAGAUUAAAUUGCAACAAAUAAGGAUUAUUAUGUCAAA
Andrographis paniculata is the source of this 675-nucleotide messenger RNA. Its product is annotated as 60S ribosomal protein L30-like. The record is from RefSeq and is a predicted model, not a curated record. Lineage: Eukaryota; Viridiplantae; Streptophyta; Magnoliopsida; Lamiales; Acanthaceae. The coding region runs from base 92 to 430 and encodes 112 amino acids. The transcript has 5 exons. Gene Ontology annotation, cellular component: cytosolic large ribosomal subunit. Gene Ontology annotation, molecular function: RNA binding; structural constituent of ribosome.